Molecule: messenger RNA, 802 nt
Organism: Exophiala oligosperma
Lineage: Eukaryota; Fungi; Ascomycota; Eurotiomycetes; Chaetothyriales; Herpotrichiellaceae
Exons: 2
Coding region: 254-640 (128 amino acids)
Source: RefSeq, a predicted model, not a curated record
AGCAAAUAUACUGGCACAAUUUCCAUCACCUCUCUGACCAGGCUUGAUAAUGGGCAUACAUCACCAUACCAGGCUCGGCUGCCGGGUACGGACUUAUGACGGAUCCAUGUAGCAAGCACCAUUUCACGAAAGAGUCCUAGGAAUACAAACUAGUUCUAGCCAUACUAGUACUCUUUGCACAACCUUGACAAGCCUUUUGACAAGCGCAAGAUCGACCGCACUGUUCACGAGUCACUUACCUACCCGAGCAACAAUGCCUUCCAUCAAAUCCGUCCCACCUCCUCGACCUUCUCGCCCUGCAAGCGUUUUCUCCGCGUCUUCGAUCGAUACCCUCGUUGCAGAUCAAGGCUAUCGUGGUUUCUCAUCCCGAGAAGCCUACCUACAAGCCUUGCAUGAAUGGGCGGAAGAGAAGAAGUAUUAUCAAUCUACGGAACAAUUGCACGGCUUCUACGGGAGAAAGACAGUCGAUGAGAUUCUGGGCAAUCAAGGUGGCAAGGCUCCAACAUCUCGAAGAGCCACUGUCGCUCGAUUGGACACUGUCCAAGAGGGCCGGACCGUCCAAGUCGUGGAUGCGCCGGCAAAAGAGAGUACAGGAAAUAGACUGAAGAAAGCUUUUAAUCGACGAAAGUCCACUGCUUGAAUGGUCUGGUACCUCUCCCAUUGAUGAUAUUGGUAUGACUGCUUGUGUACAUAUACGACUCACAUUUUUGGUAUUUAUGGAGCCAGAAACAGAUUGAUCAGGGAUCUUUCAUUUUGAUUGAACAUACAGGCUCUAUGAUGAAUACAUAACACACAAUUCCAC